AUGUCGGCGCGCGCCCCGGUGCCCGCCGCUCUCCCUCGGGAGGAGCCGCCCGCUCGGGUUGCCGGCGAGAGGGAGUCUCCUCCGGACGCGGAGCAGCAGGCGGCCCGGGAGGAGCGGGCCGUGGCCGCCGGCAGCGCCGGGGCGCGGGGAGAGCCUUCGCCUGCGCUCGUGCCGGGACGCAGCGUGCCCCGAGCGGCCGUGCCGGUGAGGCCCCUGGCACUGCAGCUGGCGCACGAGGCGCGUGGGCCCGGGGGUCCCUUUGGCGGGGAGCCGCCACCGCCGCCGGGGGAGCCGCCGGCCCGGGACGCCCAGGACGAGCGCGCAGCAGCCUGCGCCGAGGAGAAGGUGCAGCCGCCACCGCCGCCCAGAAAAAACCCCUGGACCAAGAAGCCUCUGCAGCGCCUGUCCCCUGUGGGGACCGGGCCGCCGUCGCCGGAGACCCUGGACGCAGAGUUCAGUUCUCCCAAAAUUAUAAAAGUGGGAAAACUCAAGACAAAGAAAUCCAGCAAGGCUAGUGAUUUCGUUGAUACUGCAAAUUGGCCAACACCAAGUGAAUUAGUGAACACUGGAUCUCAGAGUGUCAUCAUCCAAGGAAAUAAAAAGCCACAAAUUAGAAAAGAAAAAGAAGAGAAAAUUGAAAAGAGAAGCAACAGCGAGAGCAAAGAAAACCGAGAAGCAAAAUUAGAUGAUCUUGCUGAAAAUGUCAGUGAAGAUGAGGCUCAGUCAAGUAACCAGCGAAGAAGGGCUAAUAAGCACAAGUGGGUACCACUGCAUUUAGAUGAUGUGAGACCAGAUAUUCAGGAAAGACCUGGAUCCAGGAAUAGUUGUAGAUAUCUACCUGAAGCAAAUAAAGCAGCACAAAAUAAUAGAAAAAAUGACACAAGAGGUUGGAGACGAGAUAGAGAAAAGAAAGAUGAUCAAGAUGAAGUGUCCAGUGUGAGGAGUGAGGGUGGCAAUACCCGAGGUUCCACCAGAGGCCGAGGAAGAGGACGUGGACGGGGAAGAGGACGAGGCAGAGGAAAUCCUCGAUUGAACUUUGAUUAUUCAUAUGGCUAUCGAGAACAUGGUGAAAGUAAUGAUCAGCCAUUUCCAACAGAACUCAAUACCAGCAUGAUGUAUUACUAUGAUGAUGGCACAAGCGUACAGGUGUAUCCUGUAGAAGAAGCUUUGCUGAAAGAGUACAUAAAGCGUCAAAUAGAGUAUUAUUUCAGUAUAGAAAAUUUGGAACGGGACUUCUUUCUUCGGAGAAAGAUGGAUAUACAAGGUUUCUUGCCUAUUUCCCUGAUUGCUGGUUUUCACCGUGUUCAGGCCCUUACCACAAACCUUAAUCUAAUCGUAGAAGCACUGAAGGAUAGCACAGAAGUGGAAAUUGUGGAUGAGAAAAUGAGAAAAAAGAUAGACCCAGAAAAAUGGCCAAUACCUACCCCUCCACCACGGAAUGUGUCACAAACAGACUUCUCUCAACUGAUUGAUUGUCCAGAGUUCAUACCAGGCCAAGCCUUUGGCUCACAUGCAGAGUCUGCACCAAAUUCUCCAAGAAUUGGAAGCACAUUGAGUCCAAAGAAGAAUACAGAAACAAAAAAUCUCCAAGCAAUGUUUAGAGGGUUGUCAACCAGUUUACCUGAAUUGGACUCAGAACCAUGGAUAGAAGUUAAAAAGAGGCACCGUCCAUCCCCAAUGAAACUAAGGGCUGUUCGCUCACAUGGGGCCAAAGCUGAAGUGCACCAGGCUGAGCAGAUGUCUUGGGAGCAAAGUGACUUCAGUCCAGUGACCUCAGUGAUCAAUGCUAAGAGCAUCCUCUCAGGUGACCAGAAUGAAUCAGUUCCUGUCCCUGAAGAGGCAUCAAACCAACUAAAUCUUCAAAAAGAACCAGAAAUUUAUUUUUUAUUUGAUGAAGAGAUGGAGCUGAUAGAAAAGGAGAGAAACACAUUUAGUGAUUGGUCUGAUAAUGAUUCAGAUUAUGAAAUUGAUGACCAAGAUUUAAACAAGAUUUUGAUUGUAACUCAGAUACCACCUUAUAUGAGAAUACAUUCAGGAGGAGAUCAAACAGGCACCCUUACAUCUCAGUCAACAAUUACCUCAGAACUUGCUAAGGUUAUCAAUGAUGGCUUAUAUUAUUAUGAACAAGAUCUUUGGAUGGAAGAUGAAAACAUACAAACAGCUGUAAAGCAAGAAGUUGAGAACCUUAAGAAGCUAAAUCUCAUUAGUAAACAGCAGUUUGAAAACCUAACACCUGAACUUCCUUUUGAGUCAAACCAAGACGUCCCUGUAGCACCUUCAAAGUCCAGGCAAGAAAUAACUUCAGCUGUAAUGGCUCAUACAUUGCCCACCGCAGUUCCAGAAUCUCCGAGGAUUCAUCCUGCAAGGACACUCAAAACACCCCGAACACCAUGGUUACAAGAUCCUAACAAAGCACCAAGGUUUUAUCCUGUUGUUAAAGAACCAAAAGCCAUUGAUCUAAAGAGUCCAAGAAAGAGGAAAACAAGGCAUAGUACAAACCCCCCUCUAGAGUGUCAUGUUGGUUGGGUGAUGGAUUCCAGAGAUCAUGGGCCAAGGGCGCCCUCUGUCAGCAGUUCAAAUGCUUCACCUUCGGAAGGUCCUCCACCAGUGGGAAGCUAUGGAUGCACUCCUCAUUCAUUCCCAAAGUUCCAGCACCCAUCUCAUGAAUUGCUGAAGGAAAAUGGCUUUACUCAACAAGUAUAUCACAAGUAUCGUCGAAGAUGUCUAAGUGAGAGAAAACGCUUGGGAAUUGGACAGUCCCAAGAAAUGAAUACCCUCUUUCGUUUCUGGUCCUUUUUUCUUAGAGAUCAUUUCAAUAGAAAAAUGUAUGAGGAAUUUAAACAGCUUGCUUGGGAAGAUGCGAAAGGAAAUUACAGGUAUGGGUUAGAAUGUCUGUUCAGGUUUUAUAGUUAUGGACUGGAAAAAAAGUUUAGACAAGAAAUUUUUAAGGAUUUUCAAGAAGAAACCAAAAAAGACUACGAAUCUGGUCAGCUGUAUGGACUAGAAAAGUUUUGGGCCUAUCUGAAAUAUUCUCAAUCUAAGACACAGUCCGUUGACCCAAAGCUUCGGGAAUAUCUCUGCAGUUUUAAGAAGUUAGAAGACUUCCGUGUUGAUCCCCCUAUCAGUGAGGAAUUUGGAAGAAAAAGACAUUCAUCUACAUCAACUGAGGAGAGCAACCAUCAUAGACUUCCAUCCAGUUCAUCUACUAAAGCAAGUGCUGCUAAGCCUGCCUCUGCCAAUGAGCUGCAGGUCCUAACAAACUCACCCAGGAGGAUUUUUCCCUGGGAGCCCAGUGACAGCUCACACCACGACAGUGCUGCUCCCACCAAGGGUGAAAUGCCUGAAAAAUAGAUGCUAAUGAAAGUUUUGUGCCCUUGAAAUCAACAUUUACAUCAGUAUAUAUGUGGGAAAGAUCUUGUGAUGUUUACCUGAUGUUUAUGAUAAUUAUAAAAAGGAAGAAAAGUGGUAUUUCUUUUUUCUUGCAAGACAAAUUCAGUUUUCCCUGUCUGUGAAAACAAAGGUAGUUGUGGUGACCUUACUGAAAUCCUGUAGCGAUGUAUUUUGGGCUUAGUAUUUCUCAAAUGCCAUUGUUCAUAAGAACAGAAUUCCCUAAGUACAUUUAAAGAAAAAAGGAAUGCCUAACAUUUCAGCUCAUACUGCAGAAGAUGGAGUAUGUUGGAUUCAUCUCUCCUAUAGAGCACUCUUAAAGAAUCCAUUUAUCCACUAUCAAUUCAUACUUGAACUUACCAAAAACAAAGAAAGAUUACAUUUAUAUUUUGUAAAUUAAGAAAAUGGGUAUGAGAGAUACAUUUUUUAUAGAUAUAUAGUUUGAAGAAAAGUUUCUUUUUCUUUUCUUUUUUUAAACAACAGUAGAAAUAUAUAGCAAGAUUUGUAGUUAAAUUGAAGCCUGUGUACUUCUGAUUUUGCUUCCCUCUAACCCCAUGUCAUACCUCAUGACUUAUAGCUGCUGUAUUGUUCUGGAGCUUUCUGAAUUGGUAUAAGUUGGUUAUAUAUUCACAGAGAGUUACUUUU
This is a messenger RNA of Jaculus jaculus (lesser Egyptian jerboa), 4032 nucleotides long. RefSeq names its product La ribonucleoprotein 1B (gene Larp1b). The record is from RefSeq and is a predicted model, not a curated record. Gene Ontology annotation, biological process: positive regulation of translation; mRNA stabilization. NCBI's taxonomy places the organism in Eukaryota, Metazoa, Chordata, Mammalia, Rodentia, Dipodidae. Gene Ontology annotation, molecular function: RNA cap binding. The transcript is spliced from 20 exons. Bases 1 to 3351 code for a protein of 1116 amino acids. Gene Ontology annotation, cellular component: cytosol; cytoplasmic stress granule.